This is a messenger RNA of Nelumbo nucifera (sacred lotus), 928 nucleotides long. RefSeq names its product ribosomal protein S17 (gene RPS17). Gene Ontology annotation, cellular component: ribosome. Lineage: Eukaryota; Viridiplantae; Streptophyta; Magnoliopsida; Proteales; Nelumbonaceae. Gene Ontology annotation, biological process: translation. Gene Ontology annotation, molecular function: structural constituent of ribosome. The record is from RefSeq and is a predicted model, not a curated record.
CCCGAACAAGGAACCGGUACAGUACAAAUCAGCGAGGCUCCCUCUCACUGCUCGAUAUUGAUAUGUAGAACACCCCACCUCAUCCAGAGAAAGGAUAAGAGAAAAAGAGGAGCAUCUCCUUUCCUCCCUCUCGAAGCACAAUGUUGUUAACUUCUCCCUCUUCGCUUCUUCAGCUCCCUCCAUUAAAAUCUCUCAAGAUCAGCUCUCCAUUCCUUUAUGGGUCCACCCCAGUUCGUCUAUUGAACAAACCCUCUUCGUCCCUCUCACCAUCAAAUCCAUCUCCGCCUUCUUUUCUCCCUCCAAUUCGAGCCAUGAAAUCGCUUCAAGGGAGGGUUGUUUGUGCCACCAACGACAAGACAGUUGCAGUCGAGGUGGUGCGUCUAGCGCCACACCCGAAGUACAAGAGGAGGGUCAGGAAGAAGAAGAAGUUUCAGGCUCAUGACCCAGAGAACCGGUUCAAGGUUGGUGACUUUGUGCAGCUCGAGAAGAGCAAACCCAUCAGCAAGACUAAGGCUUUCAUCGCUAUCCCGGUCACUGCAAAGAACGCUCCCAAGUCUACCGAGGCCUUGCCGCAAGAGCUCGGCAUCCCGUUGGAGUCUGAAAAGUCUGAGUGAGGAUGAUUGAAAUUCGUCCAUCAUGAUCUCAAAUGUAAUGAACUGUUUUCCUCUUUUUCGUUUUAAUCACUCCAUGCUUUAGUCUAGCUUAUUUGGCUGUUCUUUUUUUAUGGGGGGUUCUGGUUGGUGAUAGGUGCUGCAAUUUAGACUGAGUUUAUGUUCCGUUUGGUUUAGUUGUUAUAUGAAUUUGAUAUCUGUUCAUUAUGGAAAAGAGAAUCGAAUCAGCCAUUGAAUGGGCCUGCUUUACUUGUUCUGUCCAUAGGCCGUAUGUUGAUUAUUGCAAAGAUAAUCAAAUUGUUUUGAGUUUGGCUGCA